GCCGUUUCUGCCUGGUUGAAAGUGAUCGAUGUCCAUGUUUCCACCAAGGAUAACCUGCUCAACAAGGUUGGGGUGGAACUGGCGAUUCGGCGCAUGAUCCAUUACCUCUCUCAGAAGGUAUUCAAUGCCGGCGAUGGGAAGUCCGAAGUCAAGUUGAUCGAUGCCUUUGGGUCCUGGAGCAAGUACCGUGACGUGGUUCUGAACCAAGACAAGAAGAAGGCUUUUCUCGAGCAGCUGAAUGCCAUGGAGCGAGAGGCCUUCGUAUUCUGCGCGGAACUGAUGCGUGGCAGUUGCGUUCAUCACGCCAUCAUCUCCACAGCUGUUGCCGAAGCCUUUCUGGUGCCCGCAGAGUUGAUUUUCCAGCGGUCUGAGUGGCUCAAGGAUGACGUGUUCGACCUGGAGGAGUUGCUCGAGCCACAGGUUGAUGAGUCCAUCCAGGCAGCAAUGGAGGAGGCAGAUGCCGCGGAAAUUGCACCUCCAGCGCCUUCAGAGCCGAAGAUCCCAGAGAAAGAACCCACAUCGGCAGCACCAAAGACAAUCACGCCAGAUGAGGUGCCCGUGGUGCAGGAGGAUGCACCGGCCCCGCCAGUGAAAGAACGAACCAGAGCCAGCUACUUCAAGGUCAUCCAAAUUCCACAAUGGAUGGAGGAUUUGUUGAGCAAGGUCAGCAUUGCCAGCUUCGAACAGGCCACAGUGCAAAAGGUCGCAGUUCAUUCUCGCUUCUGUUUGCGUGGCUUUAUCGCGACCGUCAUGCGGAUCUUGAAUAUGUCAGGGAUGCCAUCGAUCGUUGCGAAGGAAAUCCUUGGAAAGAACAUGAUCGUUGAGGAAAUCGCUGCAGAGAUCGAGCCCAGUGCAGCAUUCUGUCUGGGGUUGAACGCAGCUCCAUCUCACAUCUUCUGCGACAACAAGCAGGUAAAGCCCAAGGCCGACGUGUUCUGCUACGUUCAUCAGGCCAAGUGCAAAGUCAGUGAAGGAGGUUUCGACAUCUUUUGUUCGGGCUUCUCGUGCAAGGGGAACUCGAAACAGAAUGCAAAACGGUGGGCAGAGGAUCCCGUCAGCGAAUCCGAGCAUUUCGCUUCGUUUGAGGAUGUUGAAACCUUCAUCAAGCAGUUCUCGCCGAUGGUUGUGAUCUUAGAGAACGUACAAGGAAUGCUGAUGCCAAGGCAAAAGGGCGAGGAUAUGAAGGAUACCGUCUUGGAUACUGUGCUUCCUCGACUUGCAAAACUGCCUGGAGGUUACGGUUUCCAAGCUGUUCCGAUUGAUAGCAUCUGUCUUCCAGAUCCACGACCUCGUCUGUACCUGAUCGGAACACACUCCAAGCUUGGACCCGGCGUGGAAAAGAUUAUAUGCAGGAAUAUCAAGACAGUCUUGGAUUCGGACAUAACCAAGACGUUUCAUCAUUUGGAUUCCUUCCUGCUGGAGUGCCCCCAAAAGAGUCCUUUCUGGCAGUCGAUGGUUGCACCUACACUCUCGGAACAACAAAAGACCGAGAGGUUGGCCGAGUAUCAGUCUGCCUUGUCCAAAGCCAGACAGCAGGCAGCACACAGAUACACUGGGAAAAUUCCAGAGGAUCAUGUGCUGCGGGUCGGUUCCGAGUCAAGUAAGUAUGCUGCAGGAAAGACCCCGACGCAGCAGGCCCACAUCGAUAUGUAUGCAGAAAUCACUGAGAUGCUCCUGCAGGAGAAGAACGUGGAUCGUGAUGCAAAGGACACCCAUCCGNNUUUCGCUUGUCAU
Messenger RNA from Symbiodinium necroappetens, 1734 nucleotides. NCBI's taxonomy places the organism in Eukaryota, Dinophyceae, Suessiales, Symbiodiniaceae. The record is from the annotation of a GenBank genome assembly.